GCACAAGUUCGGACCCCUUCAAUCCUCUAUUGACGUCCGCAAAACGUUCGCGCAGUGCAGCAAAGAAAUCGCUGAGGUGAUUCUGAUCCAAGAGCAACUUUCAAAGAACAGAAUAAUCAUUGACAUUGAUAGUCAUGACAACGUACAGGCAUCAGUCACCAGCAGCACGACUGAGAGGAAAAGUAAGACAAAUUUUGUUGUCAAGCAUGGGCGGAUAUGCCUUCGACAUAAUGUGUUCACUGAUGAUGUGCCAAUUGUGGUUGCAUUAAAGGCCAUGAACAUGGAGAGUGAUCAAGAAAUUGUACAAAUGGUGGGCUAUGACCCUGUGCUAUCAGACUUAUUUGUGCCAUCAAUACAGGAGUGCGCUUCUUUGGGUGUAUUCACGGCACUGCAGGCGCUUCAAUAUUGCAGCUCGAAGGUCAAAACAAACCGCGCUAUGUGGGUGAAGAUCAAGAAAUCGAAAGUCGACGAAGCACGGGAUGUUCUUGCUAAUGUCGUACUCUGUCAUAUUCCGGUCAAUCGAUUUGAUUUCAGGCCCAAGUGCUUGUACAUGGCAGUCAUCAUAAGGAGAAUGCUGGAGGCAAUGGUGAACAAGGACGCUGUUGAUGAUAAGGACUAUGUUGGCAACAAAAGGCUGGAGCUUUCUGGGCAGCUGCUUUCUCUUUUGUUUGAGGAUCUGUUCAAGCGAAUGGUCAUGGAUUUGAAGAGGCAAGCAGACAUGGUUCUUAUGAAAGCCAACAGGACAACGCAGUUUGAUAUUGUGAAGUGCAUUCGCCCAGACACAAUCACAUAUGGCUUGGAGCAUGCGAUAUCAAGUGGAAACUGGACAGUCAAGCGUUUUAGAGUGGACAGGAAGGGUGUCACACAGGUUCUAUCACGGCUUUCAUUUAUUGCUUCCCUUGGCCAUAUGACAAGGAUCACAUCUCAGUUUGAGAAGACAAGGAAAGUCAGUGGCCCACGCUCACUUCAGCCCAGCCAGUGGGGCAUGCUCUGUCCAGCAGAUACACCAGAAGGGGAGGCUUGUGGUCUUGUCAAGAACUUGGCUCUAAUGACACACGUCACAACUGAUGAUGAGGAGGCACCGAUAGCUUCUCUCGCAGCAUCAUUGGGAGUUGAGGAUCUCAACCUGCUGUCAGGAUCUGAGCUCCAUGCACCCAAGAAUUUCAUUGUAUUUUUGAAUGGAAGUAUUUUGGGCGUCCAUCGGCGACCUAUGAAACUUGCAGAAGCUUUUAGACGGCUAAGAAGGGCUGGGAGGAUAGGCGAGUUUGUGAGUGUGCAUGUCAACACCCGUCAUAGAUGUGUGUACAUAGCUUCUGAUGGAGGACGGGUUUGCCGCCCACUGGUAAUUGCAGACAGGGGAAUCUCGAGAGUGAAGGCUCAUCACAUGCAAGAGCUAAAGGGUGGUUUUCGAACAUUUGAUGAUUUCUUAAGGGAGGGCCUGGUGGAGUACCUCGAUGUCAACGAGGAGAAUAACAGCUUGAUUGCUCUUUAUGAACAAGACGCAACAUCUGCAAAUACACACAUCGAAAUUGAACCGUUCACCAUAUUAGGAGUCUGCGCCGGCCUCAUUCCUUACCCCCACCACAACCAGUCACCUCGCAACACGUAUCAGUGUGCUAUGGGCAAGCAAGCGAUGGGUAACAUUGCCUAUAAUCAGCUAUACCGGAUGGACACACUACUCUACCUUCUGGUUUAUCCACAGAGGCCACUCUUGACCACAAGAACUAUAGAGCUGGUUGGAUAUGACAAGCUAGGAGCUGGUCAGAAUGCAACUGUGGCUGUCAUGAGCUACAGCGGCUAUGAUAUUGAAGAUGCCAUAGUGAUGAACAAGAGCUCCCUCGACCGUGGUUUUGGCCGCUGCAUUGUCCUCCGCAGGUACUCGACAACUGUGAAAAAGUAUGCAAACAGAACAGCUGACCGCAUUGUUGCACCAGAACUGAAGGCCGUAGUGAACAAAAGUGGAGCGACCAUUUACACACUGAACCCACGACAUCAGAUUCUAGAUCAAGAUGGCAUUGCCUCUGUUGGUGAGAUGAUCAGGCCUGGUGAUGUCUAUGUGAAUAAGCAGAGCCCUGUAAAUACAAGAGAUCCAGUGGCCAAUCCCAUGGCCCUUCCAGACAGUGCCUACAAGCCAACCCAUCAGACUUGGAAGGGCCCUUCUGGUGAAUGCUGCGUGAUUGACAAGGUUUUGCUGACGUCAAAUGAUGAGAACUCCUUUAUUGUCAAGGCCUUAGUCAGGCACACGCGACGCCCAGAAGUAAUAUUACUGAGCCCAUCCUCUAUCUCCCUUCAUGACCUCUUGCUUUGUGGACGUUUUGCUGUCGAGACGUUGAUCGGACACGGUUUCAGCUACAGCGGCAAGGACCUACUUUAUUCAGGGAUCACAGGAGAACCACUACAGGCAUACAUCUUCAUGGGCCCGGUAUACUACCAAAAACUGAAGCAUAUGGUGCUGGAUAAGAUGCAUGCACGUGCAAGAGGUCCGAGGGUUGUUUUGACAAGGCAGCCGACAGAAGGAAGAAGCAGGGAUGGGGGUCUUCGGCUGGGUGAGAUGGAGCGUGAUUGCCUGAUUGCCUACGGAGCAAGCAUGCUGAUUUUGGAGAGACUUAUGAUCUCCAGCGACCAGUUUGAAGUACAGGUUUGCACUAAGUGUGGUCUCCAGGGCUACUACAAUCACAAGCUGAAGACAAACUUCUGCGCAUACUGCAAGGAUGGAGAAGCGGUUGCUACGAUGAAGCUUCCGUAUGCGUGCAAGCUUCUCUUCCAGGAGCUUCAGUCGAUGAACAUUGUUCCAAGGUUGACACUGGCAGAAGCUUAGCAGUUUUGCGCUCUGGAGGGGGAUGGCACCUGGAAGAACAGGAGGGGUGAAAGACAGAGAGAGAGGGGGAGGCUAUGACGGUCGGCAAACAGAUGAGCUCUGUGCAGUCCAUGUUGUUUCCAUUUCUCGAUGUGAUGGAUCACCUUUUGCUUGCCUGUUGCUGAAAACCAAGGAAGGAAUGUGAUGUGGGAGAAUCGGAACACUUACGAGUCACGACCGAGUUUAGAUGCGCAACCGCAUGCUAUGCUUGUGCACAGGCAGGCCUUCGGCUUCGCCCACUUCGUGUCCUGAGGUUGCCUGGGGUUUUCUCCAUGAUGGCAUGGAAGAGGAGGACGGGGAGGAAAUGUAUUAUGAAGCCAAGUGUCCCGUCUCAGCAGGCAGGCACUGCAGAAGGAGGCAUACAAGUACCAGACCCCUUAGUCCCUUCGAUCUGGGACGGAUCUCGGACAGCAGGUAGUCAAAGAGGAGGAACAGUAUAGGAAGCCGUGAAGAAGAUUCGCCAUUAUGUCGACGAGCUGACAGACUGAUGUUAUAACCUGUCGGUCCCUUUUCUACGGAAGAUGUGUUGAGAAGAUGGAUUGGGUGCAGCACUUUUUUUUCGUGAUACAGGCGGACCAGUGAUGAGCAGUAGGUGGCCUCGUUGCUACUCAAGCGGUGAUCUUCAGCAAGACCUUGUAAUGAACGAAAUGACGGGAACAUAGGACAGGUUGGUAGGUUGGCCAACCCGUCGUCGUCAGGUUCAAAAUGGUCCUCGAUAUGUCCUACUUGUAUGUCUGUGGGAUCUCAUGGUAUGGCUGGUCUGAUCAAGAUGGUUGGUUGCCUCCCACCCAUCAAGUGUUUUCCGAAGUUGGCCAACCCGGGCCCUCGUCUUGGUUUUCAGGAGGGUCCUUGGUGUGUCUUAUUUUUAUGUCGUACGGGAUGCGACUCAUUGGAAGAUGUGCCCUCUCAACUUCCAUGUGAUAGUAAAGCCUAAUACGUCUUUCAGCCUAAUACAUUUUUCAAGGUUUCAUGUGGGUGCCCUAUUUUUAUGUCUGCGGGAUCCGAGGGGCGUGACAGAUCCGAUCAACAUGUUUGGUUGCCCACCCGUCAAGCGUUUUGCUGAGUGCUCAUGUAUACAUUUGUGGAGUAGGUGGGUAGCGCUUUGCAGUCCAGCUUGCAUUCAUGUGGACGUCUGAGAAGGAAUGAUAAUUAGUGUGUGUUGGCUGAACUUCGGACCAUUCAGAUAUUCUCAAAUGGCAAUCAAUUUUCAAGGACGAA
Chara braunii is the source of this 4075-nucleotide messenger RNA. Lineage: Eukaryota; Viridiplantae; Streptophyta; Charophyceae; Charales; Characeae. The record is from the annotation of a GenBank genome assembly.